UACAAUUCCCAGAGCCCCGCACUCCACCACAAUCCCCUCAGAGUUGGCCGCGCAGAUUUCUGGGACUUGAAGUCCGAGGUCUGUUGAUCCAAGUUAGAGAAAAGGGCCUGUGGAAACAUGAAGAGGGUAAACAGCUGUGUGAAGAGUGAUGAUCAUGUCCUAGAAGAGUUAGAAACAGAAGGGGAGAGGCAGCUGAAAAGCCUCCUUCAGCAUCAACUUGACACCUCUGUCUCCAUUGAGGAAUGUGUGUCUAAGAAAGAGAGUUUUGCUCCUGGUACCAUGUACAAGCCCUUUGGGAAGGAAGCAGCUGGAACUAUGACUUUGUCCCAGUUCCAAACAUUGCAUGAGAAGGACCAGGAAACUGCUGCUCUCAGGGAACUAGGGCUCAAUGAAACAGAAAUCUUGAUCUGGAAGAGCCAUGUUUCAGGUGAAAAGAGGACAAGACUGAGGGCAACCCCUGAAGCAAUACAGAACUGCCUUCAAGAUAUUGAAGAAAGGAUCUCGGAGCGUCAGCGCAUCCUUUGCCUGCCACAGAGAUUUGCAAAGAGCAAACAGCUGACCCGGCGAGAAAUGGAAAUAGAAAAAUCUUUAUUUCAGGGUGCUGAUCGUCACUCCUUCCUUAAGGCUCUUUAUUACCAAGCAUACCACAAAAAGACAAGUGCAGACAAGUACAUGACCUCAAUGAAGAGGAAGAUAAAAUUAGGCACAAAAGGUUGUAUUGGUAGGCUUUGUAGAACUUCCCUAUCUCUUUGUCUUAAUCCAGAUGAACCCCAAAAGAAGAACAAAGGUGAUCCCAUGAACAACCUGGAAAAUUUUUACCAAGAGAUGAUAAUGAAAAAACGUCUUGAAGAGUUCCAACUUAUGAGAGGUGAACCCUUUGCUUCCCACUCACUGGUCUCAGCUACAUCAGUGGGAGAUAGUGACCCAGCUGAGAACCCGCCAUUACUCCAGGACAAGGGAGAACAGGCAGCACAGGGUAAAGGUCCCAGUCUCCAUGUGGCAAAAGUUAUUGAUAAUUCACCUGAGCAGUGUUGGACUGGGCCUAAGAAGCUGACGCAGCCAAUAGAAUUUGUCCCAGAAGAUGAGAUCCAGAGAAAUCGUUUGUCAGAGGAAGAGAUCCGAAAAAUUCCUAUGUUUUCUUCAUAUAAUCCAGGGGAGCCAAACAAGGUGUUAUACCUGAAGAACCUUAGCCCUCGGGUGACCGAAAGAGAUCUUGUAUCAUUGUUCGCUCGGUUCCAGGAGAAAAAAGGACCUCCAAUUCAAUUCCGAAUGAUGACUGGACGAAUGAGGGGGCAAGCUUUUAUCACCUUUCCCAAUAAGGAGAUAGCAUGGCAAGCAUUUCAUCUAAUAAAUGGAUAUAAACUACAUGGAAAAAUUUUGGUGAUAGAAUUCGGAAAGAACAAAAAACAUUCUGAUCUCCAUGCUGCUUCUCUCAGAUCAUCUGCUACAGAAAACACUACAAAAACCAGUGGCAGCUAGAAGAUAUAUAGAUUGUGAGUCCCAGGAAGUCUUUCUUGCAUCAGAAUCUUGGAUCUAGGAUUUCUAUAUAGAUAGCAGUGUGUUUGGAAUUGAAGAGAAACUGAGGAAGAAAAACCUAAUUAAGAUAAUCCUUUUAGCUUUUGGAAAGAAUUGGUAGAAAAUAUUUUCUAUAAUCAAAGACUAUACAUGACAAAUAAGAUACCAAGUAUGAAGGAUAGGGUACAAAGAGUAUCAUUUUCUCAGGAUAAAUUACAAAGGAUUAUUUCCAAGCAUAUUUUAAAUCUUUAUACUUUAUCUGUAGUCUUAAAUACUUACCCCUAGAGAUAGCAUUAUUUCCAAGACUGCCAUUUAUAUACAGAACUAAAAAACUAAAGGUUAAAAUAUUUAUUUAUUAGAGCCCAUUUGUCCCUAAUUGUAUUCACAUAGUAAAUGAAUGACUAGGCCCUAAACCUAAACAUCAACAAAUGCUGUUAAAUGAGAAAUAUCAGCAAUAACAGUAGGAUCUGAUACACAUGUCAAUACACAUAUUUAAUGAAUUCUUUCUAUUAAGUUAUCAGUGUCUUAAAAAAGCCAUAUAUUUUUCUAAUGAAACCAUCUAGAUCUCUAUAGUGAUGUUUCCCUGGUCAUUAAAUUAGCUACAAUUGAGUAAUAAUUGAAUCUCAAGCAAUAAACAUUGAAUAAGAAUCUAAUAUAUGUUAGGUAUUAGGUAUAUGCAUUCUAGAAGAGGAACAUACUAGAAAAAAUACUAAAGGGGAUAUGGGAAAAAAGAGUUAUCUAGAAGAGAGGAGGCCACUCCCAAAUUCCCCACUUAUUUGUUGGAGAAAUGAAAGACAGUAUGGUAUAGAGGAAGUGGUAUAAACUUUGGACUCACACCUGUGAACUUCAUAGCCACACUUACCACUCCAUGACCUUGACAAGUCACUUAGUCUGAGCCUCAGUUUUCUCAUCUAUAAAAUGAAGAGAAUAAUACUCCUUACCUCAUUGGGUUGUAAGAAUUAAAUGAGAUGGUAUUAUCCACGCUGAAGAGCAGAAAAAAAAAAAAGAACAGAGUAUACAAUCAUUAAGUACUCCAACACACUUGGAAUGGGAGUACCAGAAAAAAAGAAGAGAAAGAAACAGAAAAAAUAUUCUAAUAAAUAAUGGCUGUAAACACCCCAAAUCAAUGAGAAGCAUUAUCUUCACAUCCAAGAAUCUCAGUGAACUCCAAGUAGGGUAACAAGAAGAAAUCUACAGACACAUUAUAAUAAAAAUGCUAAAACGCAAAGAUAGUCUUGGAAGCAACAUGAGAAAAAUUAGACUCAAUGGAUUGCCAAUAAGAUUAACAGCUGACUUCUCAUCAGAAACAAUGGAGAUGGCAAUGGGAUAACAUAUUCAAAGUGCUCAAAGGAAAAAAAAAAUGUCAAUAUAGAAUCCUACAUCCAAUAAAAUGAUUUUUCAAAAACGAUGAAACAAAGAUAUUCCCAUGUAAUCAAAAAUGAAGAAUUUGCUAUUGGCACACCUGAUUUACAGGAAAUAGUAAAGAAAUUUCUUCAGGUAGAUCACUCAGACAGUAAUUUGAAUCUAAACAUAC
This is a messenger RNA of Pipistrellus kuhlii (Kuhl's pipistrelle), 3049 nucleotides long. It is a transcript of the gene RBM41, whose product is annotated as RNA binding motif protein 41. Lineage: Eukaryota; Metazoa; Chordata; Mammalia; Chiroptera; Vespertilionidae. Bases 118 to 1479 code for a protein of 453 amino acids. The transcript is spliced from 8 exons. The record is from RefSeq and is a predicted model, not a curated record. Gene Ontology annotation, biological process: mRNA splicing, via spliceosome. Gene Ontology annotation, molecular function: pre-mRNA intronic binding; U12 snRNA binding. Gene Ontology annotation, cellular component: U12-type spliceosomal complex.